AUGCUGAAGAUUUACCUCCAAAAAGCUAUUUGGCCAGCUUUUCAGAAGUUACCGAGGGGACUGAGGCAAGCUGCCCCGCCGCCGGUGACGGCGCAGAGGCUGCCGGGUACUGGGCGGCACGUGCCGAGCUGCUGGAUGGGAACCCACGGGAGAAACGAGCCGUGGGAGCCGCUGAACUCCCCAAAGAGGGCAAAGGAGUUUAUCUACCGCCUUCACCCAAAGGAGAGGUCCUGCUUACUGAACGAGCUGCAGAGUUUCGAGUCCAUCGCCAUCGCUCAAGUGUUAUUCCACAACGCCAUUCCUUUUGUUGGAUUUGGUUUUCUGGAUAACGCCAUCAUGAUCGCAGCAGGAACACAGAUUGAACUCUCCAUCGGAGUGACUCUUGGGAUCUCCACCAUGGCUUGUUACGUCGAGGCUCUGGCCUCCAAACUGGGGAUGCAGGUUCCAGACCUGACGCCCAAACAGGUGGACAUGUGGCAGACGCGGCUCAGCUCCCACAUGGGCAAAGCCAUCGGUGUGUCCAUCGGCUGCAUUCUCGGGAUGUUCCCGCUGUUUUUCCUGAGCGAUGAUGACGAGGACAAAGAGUCUCCGCCCGGCAGGGACGCACACUCCUAA
Messenger RNA from Oryzias latipes (Japanese medaka), 615 nucleotides. The record is from RefSeq and is a predicted model, not a curated record. Lineage: Eukaryota; Metazoa; Chordata; Actinopteri; Beloniformes; Adrianichthyidae.